Molecule: messenger RNA, 751 nt
Organism: Brassicogethes aeneus
Lineage: Eukaryota; Metazoa; Arthropoda; Insecta; Coleoptera; Nitidulidae
Source: the annotation of a GenBank genome assembly
AUAUAAACAAAUUAAUUUUGUUGAUUGUUAAGUUAUUCUCGUGAAUCUGCAUCAAUCAACAUGAAAGUGGUACUUGCUCUUUUUGCUCUUGUAGCCGUAGCUGUAGCUGCCCCACCACAAGGGGGUCCUGAUAAAGAUGCCGUUGUUGUUAAAUACGACAAUGAUAAUAUUGGAGUUGAUGGAUACAAUUACGCUUAUGAGACUAGCAAUGGUAUUGCCGCUGAAGAAACUGCCGAAUUGAAAAACGCUGGCUCAGAAAACGAAUCAAUUUCUGUUCGUGGAUCCUACAGGUUCAUUGGUGCUGAUGGUGUCACUUACGAAGUCACUUACAUCGCUGACGAAAAUGGUUUCCAACCCACCGCCUUAUCAGCUCCUCAAGGUCAAGAUAAGGACGCUACAAUAGUAAAAAGUGAAAUGGAAAACAUCGGCAUAGAUGGAUUCAACUGGGCAUAUGAAACUUCCAACGGUAUUUCAGCGCAGGAGACUGGCGAGCUGAAGAAUGCCGGUACUGAAAACGAAUCGAUUUCAGUCAAAGGGUCCUACAAAUAUGUCGGGCCUGAUGGCCAGACUUACGAAGUCACUUACAUAGCUGACGAAAAUGGUUUCCAACCUCAAGGCGCCCAUUUACUUAAUAGUGCCUAAUACUUGUUUUAAGUAUUUUUUUCUAUAUGUGCCUUGUGAUUUUAUUGUAUUUUUUAUUGUACAAAAUUGUAAAAUAUAUUGUGAAAUAAAUAAAUUAUUUAUUAAUUAA